UUAUAGCCCAGACUACGUUUUAGAAAGUGUGAAGAUACGCUAAGUAUAUCUCGCGAUUCAGAGACUUUCACUUGUUAGUCGUGAGGCUUCAUAAUCACAUCUUUGAAGCGGGAGUAACUCCUGAAUAUUCCUUCCUGUCCACGGCUAGUCAGACGGAAUAUUCAGAUUUAAAUCAUGAAACAUCACGAUGACUAUGUGAAAAAAACCGGGUUUCCGGGUUUUUUUUCCGUGAAAAAUAUUACAUGAUCAAGGGGAUAUAUGGCGAGACACGGAUAUAAAUAUUGGAGAAAGCCCAGUCUCCCGAAAACAAGUUACUUCUGUCAGCCGGCUGACAAACCGAUCUUCACCAUGCAAAUCUCCAAGCUCUACACUUUUCGCCCUGGCCUCUGGCGUUGCAGCUGCGCGCGGAAAAUGCGGUAUGUGAAUGCGUUGUCCGAGGCGAUUGUCUCGCAGGGGAACCCAACGGUAGAGUACUGGAUUGCCUGUUGUCUCAAGGACAUUCCAUCGACCUUUCGACGUUCCGAUUGCACAUGGAUCGUUAUUUCUCAGGCGCACACCCGCCCACCACUUCUCUCGUCUACGCUGGGGCUAAGUUUGGAAAAUAUGGAGGGGUGGGGGGGAUUAAGAACAACCCCCGUCCUGUGUGUUGUUGAGUGGUAUCCAAGGUGA
Messenger RNA from Pyricularia oryzae 70-15, 669 nucleotides. RefSeq lists its product as uncharacterized. The transcript has 6 exons. The coding region runs from base 259 to 669 and encodes 136 amino acids. The record is from RefSeq and is a predicted model, not a curated record. Lineage: Eukaryota; Fungi; Ascomycota; Sordariomycetes; Magnaporthales; Pyriculariaceae.